Molecule: messenger RNA, 756 nt
Organism: Aspergillus bombycis
Lineage: Eukaryota; Fungi; Ascomycota; Eurotiomycetes; Eurotiales; Aspergillaceae
Exons: 1
Coding region: 1-756 (251 amino acids)
Source: RefSeq, a predicted model, not a curated record
AUGCCCCCGCACAAAAUCUUCCUCAUCCCCGAAAUCCUCGAACAAAUCCUGCUCCAAACCCACCCACAAACCCUCCUAACCGCCGCCCAACGCACCUCCCAGACCUGGCACACACUGAUAACCACAUCUUCCAAGCUCCAAGAAGCCCUCUUCUUCAGGCCCCAGAAACCCCCUACAACCCCCACAACCCACCGCACCCUAAACCCCCUCCUCACCCCCAAAAUCUGGCCGCACCUCUUCCGCAAACGUCUCAACUCCCAACUAGCAGCAACAGCAACAACGACAACAACAGCAACAACAACAACAACCACAAACUACGGCUACAGUCUACCCCCCGCGGACCCCCUCGAAGAAGAACUCUACCUGCGGCCCAACGCCAGCUGGCGCCGCAUGCUCGUGCAGCAGCCGCCGACCUCGUCCAUCAGCGUCUUCGUCAUGCACCGCGCGUGGAUAUCCUGCGACGACGACGACGACGACGACGACGACGUGGCUCCGGCGAAGGUCUUCAAGGCCGAGGUGGAGUUUCUGACGCUGGGCCAUCUGCACUGGUCGGCUGUUGUGGGCGGGUGUCUGUUGCCGUUGGAGAGGGUAUGCUGUUUCUGGGACUUUGCGGAUUAUUAUACGGCGAAGGAUGAAGCGUGGCGCAAGGAGAUCGAGUUGGCGUUGAAGUCGGUAGAGGGUACUUGUGAUUUGGUGGUUUUUACGGGCAGUAAUUGGGAUCUUUGGAGGGUGUUGAGUGGGGGUGGGGAUUGUUGA